This is a messenger RNA of Frankliniella occidentalis (western flower thrips), 2938 nucleotides long. RefSeq lists its product as uncharacterized. The record is from RefSeq and is a predicted model, not a curated record. Gene Ontology annotation, molecular function: zinc ion binding; nucleic acid binding. The transcript has 15 exons. Lineage: Eukaryota; Metazoa; Arthropoda; Insecta; Thysanoptera; Thripidae. Gene Ontology annotation, cellular component: nucleus. Bases 169 to 2634 code for a protein of 821 amino acids.
GUUCGUCCGACGGUGUCGUCAAAGAUUUUGUAGUUUAAUCAGAAGUGUUGAUAAGUGAUAAACCCACUUGAAGUUGAAGCCCCGCGUUUCUCGUGUGCUCUCUCCCAAAAGAGGCGGCACCGUCCCAGUUGGAGUUAGAGAUCUGUGCGGAUUACUUUUACCAACAACAUGUACGGCCCGCCCUCGGGCAUGCCUCGCGGCCGGGGCGGCUACACCAGCGGGCCCGUGCGGGGCGCUCCCCGCGGCCGCGGCUCCUCCGACACCUGGACGCCGCGCGGCCGCGGCCGGGGAAACUACAACAGCUACCAGUCUCGCGGGGGCGGCAGCAGCAUGACGUCGGGCUCCAGCGGCCAGUGGUACAACAAGGACCACCAGUCGCAGCCGAGCUACCGGAACAACAACGACCGAUACCAGUCGUCGGGGUCACGUCCCAACGAGUCCAGGUACCCGUCCACCCGCGGGGGAAGCUCAGUGGACUACAAUAACCGCAGAUAUAGUCGGGACGCUCCUCCAACAUAUUCUUCUGGUCGCGAUCACCACCGGUCGCCGGAUCCUCUCCCCAGAAAACGCAUGCGGACAGAUUCGUACUCUCCCGCAUCAAGCCGGCGCAGCCAUGAUGGUGGCUAUGAAUACUCAAGCUCAACCCGCUAUGAAUAUGGCUCUGAUAAAGGCAGCUACAGCAGUGAGGAUCGUGGACGUCCAAUGUACAGAGAAGAAAGAAGGCCCUCAGCUGACAGGAGGGAUGAUUUCCAUUCCCCUCGUAGCCGUGACCCAUCUGGUUCAACAAUGCCUCCUCCUAGUGGUCCUGUGCGUGGUGGAAGCUAUCGCAGUAGAGGUGCUCCUAUUCGAGGCCGUGGAGUCACUCGUGUCUUCACUAGAAGGCCAACAGAUGUAUCACUUGCUGCACGCAAAACAAGGCUCAUUGAGGCUUAUGCUGCCAAGAGACGCAUUCUUACUGGAAGAUCCCAGGACUAUUACAAGAAGUUGAAGAGCUUAAAAUUAAGGAGUGCUGCCCUCAUGUCGGCAAGAAGAGAUGGCAUCAAGUCAGAACAUGGAGACAGCGAGGAUGAAGCUGAGAAUUGGGAUGAUGAACCUGAUAUGAAGGAUUCCAUCAGUGAAAAUGAAGAGGGUGCCAAGGAUCCAGAUGAUGAAGAUACUGAAGAAAAGAAAAAAGUUGUGCGGAAAGUAGUUAAGAAAGUUCCUAUUAAGAAGAAGGCUGCACCAUCUGCUGAGCACGAGGGUGAUGACUCAAAGGAUGCUACUGAAGAUGCAGAAGGAAAGGAGAAAGCCACUGAUGACCAGGUGGCUGAUGAUGACGCUGAGGCAGCAGAAGAAGUGGAGGGUGAUCAGGAAGGUGAUGGUGAACCUAAGAUGCAGGUGACCAUUAAGCAGGAUUCAGAGAGCAGAGAUGUUUGCGAUGAAGGAAUCCGCAAACCUCCUGCAGCUAAAUCAGGCUACAAAUACAUCAAACUUUACUGUGUUCACUGCAAGGAACGCUACAUCACUUUCAAGGAAUAUCAAAACCAUCUCAGAGGUCUACAUCAUGUCAACGCUAUGCGCAAGUUAUCCUUCCGUUUAAAGCAGAACCUUGCUAGAAUGAGGGUGGAACAGAGAAUCCAGCAGCGCGUGGAUGAGAAGGAGGACGAGCUUAGAGGAGUAACUGGUGGGCGAACCAGUUAUUGUCAAACCUGCAAACUCAACUACCGCUCAGACCGAGCUAAACAUAAUGAGUCUGAAAUGCAUAAGAAAAUGAAGGAGUUUUUAAUGCCCACGUGCGUCAUCUGCCGCAUUAACUUUAGAAGUCCUAUGCUGUUUGAAAACCACAUUUGUUCACUUGAGCACAUCAAGAUGGAAGAAAGGGUGUUGAAAGGCCGUGAUCGUGAGCAUCAUGCUGAAAAGGAAGUUGACAUGGACAGUCUUCUGGUUUUAGAUAGUGUUGGAAGUGCUGAUGAAUCAGAUUCAGAGGAAGAAGGAUCAGAAGAUAAAUCAGAAAGAGGAGAUGGAGAAAAGAAGAAGAAAAAGGCCCAAAUUAACCUUGGUGCUGAUUAUGUCAAGAAGGUACAAGUUAUGUACUGUGAGCUGUGUGGUAUCUAUCUUCCAAGGACUGGUGAGGAAGAUGUUGCAUUAGCCAACCACUGCAGAACGCGAAAUCAUCUUCAAAGAUAUGUUCGCUACAAGGAUGACAGAGCACUUAGAAAAGAAGCAGAGAGAAUUCACCGUCGAGACAAGGCUGAGCAAGAAGCCCGCAAAGCUCAAGAAGCCAAGAAAGAAGUAGGUGAAAGCUCAAGUAGUGCAGAGAAAGCUCCAAGUAAAGAUGAGAAUGCAGAGGAGAAACCAGAGAAAAGUGCCAACACUAGCUUGGAUGCUAGUGGCGAUAAUGUUGACUUAGAUGACAAACUUUGGGCUGAUGUUGAUAAAAGAUUGGAUGAACUGCUAGAAGAGGUGGAGCCUGGUAACAAGUCCAGUGAUGAUGAUGACGAGUCUGGUCGAUAUGAUCGUUUCCGGUACUCUGACAAGAAAGGAGGAAAAGCCUCUAGUGAAGACAGGGAAGGAGGUGAAACCUCUAAUAGCAGCUUACCCUCUGCUGCAGAUACCUCAAGUAAGCAAGAGGUUACCUCUCCUAAGGAAAAUUAAUAUCUUCUAGUAAUUAACUGAUCAAUUUUAUGCACUAAGAAAAGCUCUUGCCAAGAGUAUGUAUAGUGGUUUAUUUUAUUUACUUUUAUUUGAGUCAUGUGACUUGUGUUAUUCUAUAUUUAGUCUAGAAUAUUGUUGUUUUUUCCCCAAUCGUGUUUCACUUUUUCAUAGGUUUGACUGUAUUUAAUCAAGUAAUCAAAUGUUCUUGCAUAACGUUGGAUGUUAAACGUUAAAUUGCAAAGAAAAUGUGUACAAACCGCUCUGCUUGUAUGAAGUGUGUAAUAAACACAUUAACUUUAAACGA